UAUUUACGUACAUUCUCUAGAAAUUCGAGGUUGUCGAUAUAGUAUUCUGAUACCAACCUUUGAUCUAAAAUUCUAGUCAGCUUUUGACUAGCACAGCACAAAUCAAAAAGAUCAUACAUAGGUACUUGAAGUUUGAAAGAGAUUUGAGUUAGGAAAGUUCCUAGUAUCUGUAAAUAAUUUACCUUCAAACCCUCAAGUUUCCAUCAGAAGAAAAGAAAGAUGUCACCCCUUUCCAAAUUCGACGGGUUAGAACUCCCUGCUGCGGCAGAUUUUCACGUACAUCUACGAGAUGGAAAGAUGAUGGAGACAGUUGUUCCAACCAUUAAGUUGGGAGGAGUGGAUACCGUCUAUGUAAUGCCCAAUCUCGUUCCACCCGUUACUACUGUGGCUGCAGCUCUGGCCUAUAAAGAACGUCUUCUUGCCAUCGAGCCAAAUGUCAAUUAUCUCAUGACUCUUUAUUUACACGAGAGUAUUACCCCUGAAACUGUUCGAGAGGCUAAGAAGGCGGGAAUUGUGGGAAUUAAAAGUUAUCCAGCUGGCGUAACAACCAAUUCCUCCUCAGGCGUCAUCUCCUACGAACCUUUCUACCCCGUCUUCGCCGCCAUGGCUGAAGAAGGACUCGUCCUCAAUCUCCACGGUGAAUGUCCCUCUGACCACAAAAAAGACAUCACCAUCCUCAACGCCGAAGCUUCUUUCCUCCCCACCCUCCUCUCUCUCCACCGCCAAUUCCCCACCCUCAAAAUCGUCCUCGAACACUGCACCACCGCCGCCGCCAUCCAAACCGUCAAACAAUGCGGUCCCAACGUCGUCGGAACAAUCACCGCUCAUCACCUCUUCCUCACCAUCGACCAAUGGGCCGACGACGCUUUCCACUUCUGCAAACCGGUGGCGAAAUUACCCAGCGAUCGGACCGCGUUGCUCGUCGCAGCAGUCGAGGAUUCCGAGAAAUUCUUCCUCGGCACCGAUAGCGCACCCCAUGAUAUCGGCGCCAAGAAGGGCGGAACGGGAAAGACGGCCGCGGGAGUGUUUACGCAGGCGCAUGCGGUGGGUCAUGUGAUUACGGCGUUGGAAAGGGGGGUGGAGAUGGGGGUUUUGAGGGAGGAGGAUGUGACGAGGGAGAUUUUGGAGGGAUUUUUGGGGAAGAGAGGAAGGAAGUUUUAUGGGAUUGCGGAGGCGGGGACGGGAGAGGGACAGAGAAUUGUGUUGAGGAAUGGAGAGGAGAUUGUGAGAGCGAGUUUUAAGGGGGAGGGAGUGGAGGUUGUGCCGUUUUGGAGGGGUCAGAAGAUUUGGAGUGUGCAGUGGAAGUAG
Molecule: messenger RNA, 1308 nt
Organism: Botrytis sinoallii
Lineage: Eukaryota; Fungi; Ascomycota; Leotiomycetes; Helotiales; Sclerotiniaceae
Exons: 4
Coding region: 220-1308 (362 amino acids)
Biological process (GO): pyrimidine nucleotide biosynthetic process; 'de novo' pyrimidine nucleobase biosynthetic process
Cellular component (GO): cytoplasm
Molecular function (GO): dihydroorotase activity
Source: RefSeq, a predicted model, not a curated record